Messenger RNA from Populus nigra (black poplar), 1621 nucleotides. RefSeq names its product probable fructokinase-6, chloroplastic. Gene Ontology annotation, biological process: fructose metabolic process. Gene Ontology annotation, molecular function: fructokinase activity. The record is from RefSeq and is a predicted model, not a curated record. The transcript is spliced from 7 exons. Lineage: Eukaryota; Viridiplantae; Streptophyta; Magnoliopsida; Malpighiales; Salicaceae. Gene Ontology annotation, cellular component: cytosol; chloroplast stroma. Bases 194 to 1348 code for a protein of 384 amino acids.
AACAAACAACAAACUACUUCACGCUCUUGCAUCCUCCGCUCAAAUCUCCAUUGUUUUUAUCCAACAACACUCCCUCCACCCCUCAAAACACUCCAUAUCUCUCUCUAACAACUAAGUCCAAAACCGGUUUGGCUUAUCGGAUCAUAAAAACUAAGCAACCACAAUUUGUUAGCAAGUUUUGAUUUUGGAGUGCAUGGCUGCUCUUCACUCUACUGCUUUUUGUUUAGGUAGUGUGGCUUUGUCUUCUCGUCAAGAACUUAGUUUUAGACGAGGGAAUGUUAAAGCCUCGGCUUUUUCUUGCCCUUCUUCGGUUUCCAUUCCUCGAUUGAGCUUCCAAAGUAAAGCAUUAGGAGGUGAUGGGUUUCCAGAAACGAAAGAUUCCUCUCUUGUGGUUUGCUUUGGUGAAAUGCUAAUUGAUUUUGUCCCGACCAUUAGUGGACUUUCAUUGGCUGAUGCGCCAGCAUUUAAAAAGGCUCCAGGAGGUGCACCUGCUAAUGUUGCUGUCGGUAUUGCUCGUCUUGGUGGCUCAUCAGCAUUUAUUGGGAAGGUUGGUGAAGAUGAGUUCGGAUACAUGCUUGCUGAAAUAUUAAAGGAGAAUAAUGUGAACAGUGAAGGGAUGCGUUUUGAUCGUGGUGCACGGACUGCUUUAGCAUUUGUUACAUUAAGGAGUGAUGGGGAACGUGAGUUCAUGUUUUACCGUAAUCCUAGUGCAGAUAUGUUGCUUCAAGAAGCUGAACUUGAUCUAGAUUUGAUUAGAAAGGCAAAAAUAUUUCAUUAUGGCUCUAUAAGUCUUAUAACAGAGCCAUGCAAAUCAGCCCACAUUGCUGCAGCAAAAGCUGCCAAGGAUGCAGGUGUUGUUUUAUCCUACGAUCCUAACCUGAGGCUUCCACUAUGGCCUUCUGCAGAGAGUGCCAGAGAAGGGAUUCUGAGCAUUUGGGACACUGCUGAUAUUAUUAAGAUAAGUGAAGAAGAGAUAUCCUUCUUGACUAAAGGAGAAGAUCCAUAUGAUGAUGUUGUUGUUCGUAAGCUAUGCCAUCCAAAUCAUAAAUUGCUUCUUGUCACUGAAGGGCCCGAGGGCUGCAGGUAUUACACCAAAGAGUUCAAUGGGAGGGUGAAGGGCUUAAAGGUAGAUGCUGUGGACACCACUGGUGCUGGGGAUGCAUUUGUUGCUGGAAUAUUGUCACAGCUAGCUAAGGAUCUCUCCUUGCUCCAGAAUGAGGACCGAUUGCGAGAAGCUCUGAUGUUUGCUAAUGCCUGUGGUGCGUUGACUGUUAAGGAGAGAGGUGCAAUUCCAGCUUUACCAACCAGAGAAGCUGUGCACAAUGCCAUCCUUCAUUCUGUUGGAUAGGGUUUCUUGUGAUAUCUGUGAUUAGGUAAUAAAUUCCAUUCCGAUUCAUUGGAUUGUUCGACAAUGCUAGCAAUGGAGGGUGGUGGUAGUGUAGGAUCUAUUUAAUUCUAUUGUUCAAAACAUAUCUACCCAGUUCAUUGUUGUAAGUUUACCAUAAUCUGUUGAGUGAAAUCAUUUGACUCUUGCGGGUAACACCAAACCCCCUGUCUCACACCAUAUUGUAAACAUUCAGCUGAGGACUCCACCAAUAAAAUAAAUUUACAAUUUUUGUGA